This is a messenger RNA of Momordica charantia (bitter melon), 903 nucleotides long. NCBI's taxonomy places the organism in Eukaryota, Viridiplantae, Streptophyta, Magnoliopsida, Cucurbitales, Cucurbitaceae. The record is from RefSeq and is a predicted model, not a curated record.
CAAACGGGCCAAUUACGGAUUUUCAUUAUUUUUUUUUCACCCCACUACUCGCGAGAUCGCUCGGCAUUUUGUCUCCGGAACUUGCAGAAGCUUUGUUCAUAUUGCCGGAGUAGAGGGGCUUUUGCUCCGGCGAACGGCUGAAAAUGGAUGCACCGUCGCCGUGUGAGUUGAACUUGAAUAAAAUUGCUGCACUUAUAGAGGGCUUAGCUUUGAACGUCAAACAUAUCGGCCAAUUCGACCCUGGCCAAUUCUACAGUAUCUGCAUUUCCCUUGCCAGAUCUAUUGACUUAUCUAUAGCAAACAACAAAGUUCCAUCUCAAGCUCACAGUUUACCUGGUCUCUUGAAACAGAUAUGUCAGAAGAAACAUACUCAUCAAACAAAAGCAGCAAUUAUGGUGCUCAUGAUAUCUGUCAAGAGUGCUUGCAAGAUGAGAUGGUUUUCGGAAAAGGAAGCAGAGGAACUCUACAGUCUUGCUAAUGAGAUUGGUAGUGAUUUCUUUGGAGAUGUGAAUACUGGACAAACCAAUUCCCUUACCACGAUUACUACUGUUAUGGAAAGAUUUUUUCCUCGAAUGAAGCUGGGUCAGAUUAUUGCAUCUGUGGAAGUUAAGCCUGGAUAUGGAGUAUUUGCCACUGAUUUCAAUAUUUCAAAGACAACACAAUAUUCACAACAGGAGAAAAUACUACUAUUUGUUGUUCAAAAAGAUAAUAUUGAGACGUCUGCAUGUUUAAUCACUCCUCCACAGGUUAACUUUCUUGUCAAUGGGAGGGGAGUCAACGGUAGGACAAACACCGGAUACACGGAUACUGGACCACAGCUUCCAACAAAUAUAGCUUGUAUGCUUAAAUUAGGAUCAAAUCUUCUCCAAGCAGUUGGUAACUUCAAUGGUAGGAUCUAAUUCU